Desarmillaria tabescens is the source of this 642-nucleotide messenger RNA. RefSeq lists its product as uncharacterized. The transcript has 3 exons. The record is from RefSeq and is a predicted model, not a curated record. Bases 1 to 642 code for a protein of 213 amino acids. NCBI's taxonomy places the organism in Eukaryota, Fungi, Basidiomycota, Agaricomycetes, Agaricales, Physalacriaceae.
AUGCCAGCGAGCACAACGACUUCUGUGACGGUACUCGAGGCUUUACCAGAGAAUUGUGGGGCAUAUAACGUUCCUGGCAGCGAAUGUACCGACGGCAUGACAGCUACUAACGUCACCUUCGAUGACUGUGGCGACCCCUGGACUGUGUGUCGAUGUUCCAAUGGAAAUAUGACCAUGGAUACGGUCGUUGAUCAACUUGGCCGGGUACCGGUAGGCUUGAGACGUUAUGUUGCGACUGUCGUUGUUCUCGGCGAUACGAGUACACACGCAUACACCCUUACCAACGGGGAUAUACAUCUUUUUGGUGGUUCCGCCAUCGAAACUUGGUUGCAUGAAUCAAUGCAUUCAUUUGGUUUCGCAUCGGGGACUUCGGUAUCAAGCGCAAGUAAAUGGUUGGAUGCCAUUGGAAAUGAUUCUUGUGCUCCCGAUGAUUAUUCGUUGACUAACGCUGUAGAGGAUUUCGCACAGGUUGGCGUGAUGAAAUUAUAUUCUUUGGCUCAUUACGGCGAGUUACCGUCCGGAUGGGAACCCGAAUGCAUGAAGAACCAGCUAGCUUACAUGGAUGGCCUGCCUUUGUUUAAUAGAACAACUCUGUUUGGGAAUACUUGCGAUAUCCCUGGAAAUUCUUCCGGUGCUCGGUGA